Messenger RNA from Cryptomeria japonica (Japanese cedar), 1205 nucleotides. RefSeq lists its product as uncharacterized. Lineage: Eukaryota; Viridiplantae; Streptophyta; Pinopsida; Cupressales; Cupressaceae. The record is from RefSeq and is a predicted model, not a curated record. Gene Ontology annotation, biological process: snoRNA localization; box C/D snoRNP assembly; maturation of LSU-rRNA from tricistronic rRNA transcript (SSU-rRNA, 5.8S rRNA, LSU-rRNA). Gene Ontology annotation, cellular component: pre-snoRNP complex; nucleus. Gene Ontology annotation, molecular function: protein binding. The transcript is spliced from 10 exons. Bases 249 to 671 code for a protein of 140 amino acids.
CAAUUAAUCGACGAUUAGCGACACUUGUUUUUAAUCUUUGAAAUACUUUUUCAAUAUAUCUCCCGGGGAUUCGCAAUAUUUUCCUGUCCAAUUUUUUUGAUUGGCGUCGUUGACAGCACGACACAAGUUGUGCAGAAUCUUGAGAAAUCAAGGAGUCUGGUUAUUUGUGUUCAGCUCUUUCAGUAAAUACUGGUGAUAUGGUGAUAAAUUUGCAUAGGAAUGAGGUUAACUAAGAAAGGAGAAAUUUGAUGGGGCCUCACCAAUGUCAAGUGUGUGUCCAUGCAGAGUCCAAGUACAAGUGUCCAACAUGUCUCCUUCCAUAUUGCUCUGUGAUGUGCUUUAAGCAGCAUAAAGAAGUGCCAUGCUCAAGGGAGGUGCCUUCUAUACAAGUUAAUCGACAACCCACUCAACCUCCACGAUCCUUUGAAGAGAACGACGAGGAAGGAUGGAGGCUUGAUGAAUCACAGUUAGAAGCUGUUGCAGAAUCGAGUGAAAUUCGAAACCUUUUGAAGGAUGAGGAACUCCAAAAAAUCAUAUUAAAAAUUGAUUCCUCCAUAAAUGCUGAGGAGGAACUUGAUAAGGCCAUGGAAGGGCCACUUUUUAGAGAGUUCACAGAAAAGAUUUCAUCUAUUAUCAAUCCAGAGGAGCAAUCACUUGUAACCCAAGUUUGAUGGUGGUAGGUAGUUGACUUACCCAGAGUCUUUAGAGGAAGUUGAUAAUUUUUUAUCUAUCCACUUCAAUUACCCUAUCAUAUGCUAAUGAUCACAGCAUAACAGGAUCAUAGGGAGUAAUGUAAUUAUUUCUUUAGUUCAUGUCCUUGUCUUCUUCUGGGUUGAAGUGGGAUUGAAUAUGUUCCAGCCUAAAAAAUCCCCACACCAAGCUGUAUCUUCUGAACAUAAAUAGCAUGUGCCUUUUUUUGUCUGGCUUUGUAGCUGUCUACAUUGUCAGGCCAUUGCUUCAAAUCUAUGUCAUCUAAACUAAAUCUUUUGGGUGGAUUUCCCGAUGUUUAUAGGCAUGAUUCUGUUAAUAUAAGCCUUAAUAUUUUGGUAUGUUUAUUCUGUUGAAUUAUCAUGGAGGCUCAGAAUCCUUGUGAAGAAAUGUAUUCUCGCAUGCUAUAGUGAACUCUAAUUAUGUUUAAGAAACCCUCAACAUAUAAAGAAUUAAUCUAGAAUUCUGGUUAUAAUUAUAGAAAUUCACUAAAUUAA